Molecule: messenger RNA, 1219 nt
Organism: Myotis brandtii (Brandt's bat)
Lineage: Eukaryota; Metazoa; Chordata; Mammalia; Chiroptera; Vespertilionidae
Gene: LRMDA
Product: chromosome unknown open reading frame, human C10orf11
Exons: 8
Coding region: 31-711 (226 amino acids)
Biological process (GO): melanocyte differentiation
Molecular function (GO): protein binding
Source: RefSeq, a predicted model, not a curated record
CUCUGCGCUUGGGUCGUGCGCCCCGUCACCAUGGCCGGGCUCAUGGUCAGUGGAACGCAAGUGUCCUACAUAGGCCAGGACUGCAGAGAAAUUCCAGAGCACCUCGGCAGGGACUGUGGACAUUUCGCCAAGAGGCUUGAUCUGAGCUUUAACCUUCUGAGGUCACUGGAAGGACUGAGCGCCUUCGGGAGCCUGGAGGAGCUCGUCUUGGACAACAAUCUGCUGGGGAACGACCUCGUGUUGCCAGGGUUACCCAGGCUCCAUACCUUAACCCUCAACAAGAACCAGAUCACUGACUUGGAGCAUCUGCUUGAUCACCUGGCAGAAGUGACACCAGCUCUGGAAUACCUCAGCCUGCUGGGUAACGUGGCGUGUCCCAACGAACUGGUCAGCUUGGAAAAGGACGAAGAAGACUAUAAGAGAUACAGAUGCUUUGUUCUUCACAAGCUGCCCAAUUUAAAGUUCUUGGAUGCCAGGAAAGUAACCAGAGAAGAACGAGAGGAAGCUUUGGUCAGAGGGGCGUUCAUGAAGGUGGUGAAGCCCAAGGCUUCCAGUGACAGCGCUGCUGCCCCUCCAGAGUGCCACUACACACCCCUGCCUUCUGCUUCCAGGGAACUCACCAGUCACCGAGGUGUCCUGGGGAAGUGUCGCUAUGUUUACUAUGGGAAGAACUCGGAGGGCAACAGGUUUAUCCGGGAUGACCAGCUCUGAAGGCAAGUUCUGUACGCCUUAGCCCAUGUCAUGAGGAUUUACCGGUCAGCGAUGGAAAACAGCCUUUGCUUAGACGUAUUCAGCUAAGCUAAAGAAAAUUGCAUUUCUCUGCCUCCCUUGCAGCUAUGGAUGGCUAAUGAUCAAGUUCUGUCCAAUGACUUAUAGUAGACUAGAGGCCUGGUGCAUGAAAUUCAUGCACAAGGGAGAGGGGUCCCUCAGCCCCGGCCUGCACCCUCUCACAAUCCAGGACCCCUCAGGGUAUGUCCAACUGCCAGUUUAGAGGAUAAUAGUGUUGGGCAUAAGAUUUGCCCAUAACUGGCAGUCAGACAUCCCUCUCACAAUCCAGGACUGCUGGCUCCUAAUCACUCACCUGCCUGCCUGCCUGAUCACCCCUAACCACUCUGCCUGCCUGCCUGAUUGCCUCUAACUACUCGCUUGCCUACCUCAUGGCCCCUAACCCCUCUGCCUGCCUGCCUGAUUGCCCCUAACCACUCUCCUGCCUGCCCGA